This is a messenger RNA of Orbicella faveolata, 1780 nucleotides long. RefSeq lists its product as uncharacterized. Gene Ontology annotation, biological process: regulation of transcription by RNA polymerase II. The record is from RefSeq and is a predicted model, not a curated record. NCBI's taxonomy places the organism in Eukaryota, Metazoa, Cnidaria, Anthozoa, Scleractinia, Merulinidae. Gene Ontology annotation, cellular component: nucleus. Gene Ontology annotation, molecular function: RNA polymerase II cis-regulatory region sequence-specific DNA binding; DNA-binding transcription factor activity, RNA polymerase II-specific.
AUGAAGCCACAUUCUGGACACUGGAAACGAGCUGUGGCGGCUGGAGUAGACGCGGAUGAUGAUGUUGAAGAUGAUGCCAUUCUUUUAGAGGCAGAAAAUAUCGAUGGCGCAUUGGGUGAAUGGGAAGUAUUUGCUGCUGACAAUGAAUCUUCCUUCGACUUGCCAGUUGUGAACUGGGAAGAUGUUGGAGUUGAAGAACAUGGCGAGGACUUGACUGAGUAUGAUCCUGAAGAUGACGAACUGAUAUUUGCUUCACUGGGAGACAAUUUCUUUGAAGGAGGUUCGUCAUACGAUGGAGAUUCAUAUGUUCAAGGCAUGUCUUUCAACUUCGAAGAUAGAUUCCCCCAAUGUGAAAUGGACGGGCUUGUAGCUUUCAUCCACAACCAGAUGAAAGUUCUUGCGACUGAAAUAAACAAGGAGGUUACCACGGACACAAACAUUCUCAAACUUGGACUAAGGAUUUUGGCCAAACCCCUUAGAAAUAUUGCAUAUCUCUCGCGUCUUUUUGUAAUAUCAGAUCUCACUGGCGUGCGUAUAUCUAUUAUAAUCUAUAUUGGUAGCAUAUUCGAAAUAUACGGUAGAGACAUCUAUCUUGGCAGCACAGUUGAACAAGAUGCCUUGAAAGAGAAUCAAGUCGCACAUCAAGAGAAUCAAGCUGGGUUAUAUUGUAAAAAGUGCUUUAGCCGAUCAUUAACUUGCAAGCGACACGAACGAACUCACAUAGGAGUGAAGCCGUAUACAUGCAAGCAUUGUAAAAAGAGCUUUAUUCAGUCCUCAACUUGCAAGCGACACGAACGAACUCACACAGGAGAGAAGCCGUAUACCUGCAAGUAUUGUAAAAAGUGCUUUAACCAGUCAUCAGAUUGCAAGCAACCUGAACGAACUCACACGGGAGUGAAGCCGUAUACAUGCAAGCAUUGUAAAAAGAGCUUUAUUCAGUCAUCAACUUGCAAGCGACAUGAAAGAACUCAUACAGGAGAGAAGCCGUAUACAUGCAAAUAUUGUAAAAAGUGCUUUAGCCAAUUAGGAAAUUGCAAGCAACAUGGGUUAUUUGCAUGUAAUGGCAGUUUGUUUAUUCUUGGGUGUAAACACACUAGCCUCCAAUUUGGGCGAAAAUAUGUGUCUGUCCGUACGUAUUCUGCAAGGGGAAAAGCUCUUGGUACCAAGGAAUAUACGGUAGAGACAUCAGUCUUGAUGGAAAAGCUGACAACGUGCUUUGAAAGGGAAUCAAGUCGACUGUCUGGAUUAGCAAAGAAACAAGCUGGACUUAUCGGCUUAAAGGACCACGAACUAACUCCCACAGUAGUGAAGCCGUAUUCAUGCCAGCAUUGUAAAAAGUGCUUUAGUCGGUCAUCAGAUUGCAAGACACAUGAACGAACUCACACAGGAGAGAAACCGUAUACAUGCAAGUUUUGUGAAAAGUGCUUUAGCCGGUCGUCACAUUGCAACCAACAUGAACGAACUCACACUGGAGAGAAGACGUAUUUAUGCAAGCAUUGUAAUAACGGCUUUAGCCAAUUAGCAAGUUGCAAGUAACAUGCACCCAUUGUAAAAAGUGCUUUAACAACUCAUCACAUUGCAAGCAACAUGAGCGAACUCAAACUGGAGUGAAGCCGCAUUCCUGCACGCAUUCUAAAAAGUGCUUUAACAACUCAUCCCAUUGCAAGCAACAUGAACGAACUCACACUGAAGUGAAGCCGCAUUCAUGCACGCAUUGUAAAAAGUGCUUUAACAACUCAUCCCAUUGCAAGCAACAUGAACGAACUCACACUGGAGUGAA